Molecule: messenger RNA, 2305 nt
Organism: Caenorhabditis sp. 36 PRJEB53466
Lineage: Eukaryota; Metazoa; Nematoda; Chromadorea; Rhabditida; Rhabditidae
Source: the annotation of a GenBank genome assembly
AUGGGCAUGAAGAAGGACCUCCUUCUCGUGCUCACUAUCGAGUCCGUCGUGCUCGGCGUCGUCUUGGGCUUUGUUAUUCGUCCUUUUAAUCCCAGGUAAUCCGGAUUUGCAUUUACAUUUCGUCAUUUGUUGGCUGUUAUAUGAAUUAAGCAAAUAAUAGCUGGGGACCGCUGUUUUUCACUCAGCGUACCUUUUUCUUCAGCAAUGACACAAUCAGUCUCAUCGGAUUUCCGGGCGAAAUUUUCAUGCAGAUUGUGGAAAUGAUGAUUCUUCCGCUGAUUAUGUCUUCUGUCAUUUCAGGCACGCUUCACAAAAUAAUUUUUGAAAAAUCGGAAAAAAAAAUUUCAGCUCUUGCUCAAGUGCGAGCUCGCGAUGCUCGUCGAAUUGGCAUUGUGACUAUUAUUUAUUACAUGACCACCACUUUCCUGUCUACUUUUGUACGGCUGAAGAUGUUCAGAUUGAUUGAAAAAUAGAAAAAUUGUAGACAGGAAUCAUUCUGGUGUCCUCUAUCCAUCCUGGAGAUCCGGAAUUAAUUCAUGAGCUCGGCGAGGGAACUCUCGAAAAUACCGCCCUUUCCACGUUGGACACGUUUCUCGAUCAAAUUAGGUUUCUGAUAUACUUGGAGCUAAAUUAAUAUUUAAGAAAUUGUUCAGAAAUAUGUUCCCGGAGAAUAUAAUCCAGGCGACUUUUCAACAAGUCCAAACAGAGUACAUGCCUAUAAAACCGUCUCGACUCCGGAAUGCAACUGCCAAUAUUACGACGGAAGUUUUACACAAACAAUCGCUUACUUAUACAAAUGAGAUGAACGUUUUAGGUCUUCAGAUUUUUCAAUCAAUCAAAACACAAGCCAAACUUUAUUUUAGGUCUGAUCGUGUUUUGCAGUGGAUUCGGUAUUAUUUUGAGCAUUCUUGGUGACCAGGCUCGACUCAUGAUAAACUUUUUCAUUGUCUUAGAUGCAAUUAUCAUGAGAUGGAUUAGCGCGCUUAUGUGGUAAGCAAAGCAUAGAAAACUGGAACAGAAGCUCUAGAAAUGGGAAUAUAUUCAAUUUUUCAGGUGCUAUCCCAUCGGAAUUCUGUCUCUUGUUUGCAAAAACAUUAUAGACAUUGACAAUCUGACAGAGACCGCCCAGGCGCUUGCCAUGUACGUGGUCACCGUAAUCUGCGGGCUCAUGAUCCAUUCCCUGCUCACUCUUCCUUUGCUUUACUUCUUAGUCACCAAAAAAUCUCCAUUCGCAUUCAUGACUGGAAUGCUUCAAGCUUUGGCAACAGCCUUCGGAACCGCUUCUUCCGGUGCCACGUUGCCAGUUACUUUCCGUGCUUUGGAGGAGAAUUUGAAAAUAGAUCGGAGGGUGACUCGAUUUGUACUUCCACUCGGAGCAACUAUCACUAUGGACGGAACUGCUCUUUAUGAAGCCGUCGCUGUCAUUUUCAUUGCUCAAUUGCACAAUAUAAAAUUGAGUUUGAUGGACUUGGUCACUAUCAGUAUCACGACUACGGUAGCAUCAAUUGGCUCCGGAUCCGUACCUGCUGGCUUGGAUACCAUUGUCAUAGUGCUCACGACUGUCGGUCUACCCGCCAAGGAUCUCAGUUUGUUGCUCACCGUGGAUUGGCUACUGUCAGUUUGAUUCUCGAACAGCCCUCGAAAGUUAUUUCUGAAAAAGUUGAAAGUGCAGCUAUUUUUAAAAGCCUGUUGAUAAUUUAGUCGCCGCAUUUGAUAAUUUAGUCGCUGCUUUUCGUAAUUUAGUCGCUGCAUUCACUUAUUUUAUGCGCUGCUUUUGAUAAUUUAGUCGCUGCGUUUUAUAAUUUAGUCGCUUCUUUCGAUAAUUUAGACGCUGCGUUUUAUAAUUUAGUCGCUGCUUUUGAUAAUUUGGACGCAGACUUCGAUUCCUCUUUCUUAUUCCCUUUAUUCUUCAGUGACCGAAUCCGUACUUCAGUCAAUGUGCUUGGCGACAGCUUCGGUGCAGGAAUCAUUCAUCAUUUGACGCGUUCGUCGCUUCUGGAAGCGGAUACCGAUGAUCUCAUUCGUCAAAUUCGAGAAGACAUCGACAUUCUGAAUAACCCACAUCAGGACACACUCCCAAUAUCGCAUCAUAGUGUUCAGUCGACAAUUCAGAAGAAGAACUCUAUUCCCAUGCAGGUUUUCAAACGAAACUAUAAAUUUUUCUGAAACUCCGAAGUUUCAGACCACGCACAUCUACUCAAAAUCAGCUCGUGCCUCUUUCGCUCCAAUUCCUAAUGAAGAAGAACAGAAGGCUUUGCUCACCGAAUCCAUUGCAGUGAAUACAGCUGAAACUCACAUUGUCUGA